Neogale vison (American mink) is the source of this 6126-nucleotide messenger RNA. It is a transcript of the gene NRG1, whose product is annotated as neuregulin 1. Gene Ontology annotation, biological process: intracellular signal transduction; nervous system development; activation of transmembrane receptor protein tyrosine kinase activity. The transcript has 13 exons. The coding region runs from base 67 to 2631 and encodes 854 amino acids. Lineage: Eukaryota; Metazoa; Chordata; Mammalia; Carnivora; Mustelidae. Gene Ontology annotation, molecular function: protein tyrosine kinase activator activity; chemorepellent activity. The record is from RefSeq and is a predicted model, not a curated record.
GAGGCAGCGCGAGAGAGCGAGGCAGAGUCCGAACCGACAGCCAGGAGCCCGCACGCACCUCGCACCAUGAGAUGGCGACGCUCCCCGCGCCGCUCCGGGAGUGCCGGCCCCCGGGCCCCGCGCCCCGGCCCCGCCGCCCGCUCGCCGCCGCCGCUGCUGCCGCUGCUGCUGCUGUGGACCGCGGCCCUGGCGCCGGGGGCGGCCGCCGGCGACAAAGCGGCUCCCGCGGGGGCCUCGGUGUGCUACUCGUCCCCGCCCAGCGUGGGCUCGGUGCAGGAGCUGGCUCAGCGCGCCGCGGUGGUGAUCGAGGGAAAGGUGCACCCGCCGCGGCGGCAGCAGGGGGCACUCGACAGGAAGGCGGCGGCGGGCGAGGCAGGGGCGUGGGGAGGCGAGCGCGAGCCGCCAGCCGCCGGCCCGGGAGCGCUGGGGCCGCCCGCCCCGGACCCGCUGCCCACCGCCAACGGGACCGUGCCCUCCUGGCCCAGCGCCCCGGCGCCCAGCGCGGGCGAGCCCGGAGACGAGGCGCCCUAUCUGGUGAAGGUGCACCAGGUGUGGGCGGUGAAAGCCGGGGGCUUGAAGAAGGACUCGCUGCUCACCGUGCGCCUGGGGGCUUGGGGCCACCCGGCUUUCCCCUCCUGCGGGAGGCUCAAGGAGGACAGCAGGUACAUCUUCUUCAUGGAGCCCGAUGCCAACAGCAGCAGCCGCGCGCCGGCCGCCUUCCGAGCCUCUUUCCCCCCUCUCGAGACGGGCCGGAACCUCAAGAAGGAGGUCAGCCGGGUGCUGUGCAAGCGGUGCGCUUUGCCUCCCCGAUUGAAAGAGAUGAGGAGCCAGGAGUCCGCCGCAGGCUCUAGACUCGUCCUUCGGUGCGAGACCAGCUCCGAAUACUCCUCUCUCAAAUUCAAAUGGUUCAAGAACGGGAACGAAUUAAACCGAAAGAACAAACCACAAAACAUCAAGAUACAAAAAAAGCCAGGGAAGUCAGAACUUCGCAUUAACAAGGCAUCACUGGCUGAUUCUGGAGAAUAUAUGUGCAAAGUGACCAGCAAAUUAGGAAAUGACAGUGCCUCUGCCAAUAUCACCAUUGUGGAUUCAAAUGACCUCAUUACUGGCAUGCCAGUCUCCACUGAAAGAGCAUAUGUGUCUUCAGAGUCUCCCAUUAGAAUAUCAGUAUCAACAGAAGGAGCAAAUACUUCUUCAUCUACGUCAACAUCUACAACCGGGACAAGCCAUCUUGUAAAGUGUGCAGAGAAGGAGAAAACUUUCUGUGUGAAUGGAGGCGAGUGCUUCAUGGUGAAAGACCUUUCAAACCCCUCAAGAUACUUGUGCAAGUGCCCAAAUGAGUUUACUGGUGAUCGCUGCCAAAACUACGUAAUGGCCAGCUUCUACAAGCAUCUUGGGAUUGAAUUUAUGGAAGCGGAGGAACUCUACCAGAAGAGAGUACUGACCAUCACCGGCAUCUGCAUCGCCCUGCUUGUGGUCGGCAUCAUGUGUGUGGUGGCCUACUGCAAAACCAAGAAACAACGGAAAAAGCUACAUGACCGUCUUCGGCAGAGUCUGCGGUCUGAACGCAACAACAUGGUGAACAUAGCAAACGGACCUCACCACCCCAACCCGCCCCCUGAGAACGUCCAGCUGGUGAAUCAAUACGUAUCUAAAAAUGUCAUCUCUAGUGAGCAUAUUGUUGAGCGAGAAGCGGAGACAUCGUUUUCUACCAGUCACUACACCUCAACAGCUCACCACUCCACCACCGUUACCCAGACUCCCAGCCACAGCUGGAGCAAUGGGCACACUGAAAGCAUCCUUUCGGAAAGUCACUCUGUAAUCAUGAUGUCGUCAGUAGAAAACAGCAGACACACCAGCCCAACCGGGGGCCCACGAGGACGACUUAAUGGCUUGGGAGGCCCUCGCGAAUGUAACAGCUUCCUCAGGCAUGCUAGAGAAACCCCUGACUCCUACCGAGACUCUCCUCAUAGUGAAAGGUAUGUGUCAGCAAUGACCACCCCGGCUCGUAUGUCACCUGUCGAUUUCCACACGCCAAGCUCCCCCAAAUCGCCCCCUUCGGAAAUGUCUCCACCUGCGUCCAGCACGACGGUAUCCAUGCCCGUCAUGGCAGUCAGCCCCUUCGUGGAAGAAGAGAGACCUCUGCUUCUGGUGACACCACCAAGGCUGCGGGAGAAGUAUGACCAUCACCCUCAGCAGUUCAACUCCUUCCACCACAACCCCGCCCAUGAGAGCAACAGCCUGCCCCCUAGCCCCUUGAGGAUAGUGGAGGAUGAGGAGUACGAAACCACCCAGGAGUAUGAGCCAGCUCAAGAACCUGUUAAGAAACUCACCAGUAGCCGGCGGGCCAAAAGAACCAAGCCCAAUGGCCACAUCGCCAACAGGUUGGAAAUGGACAGCAACGCAAGCGCUGAGGGCACUAACUCAGAGAGUGAAACAGAAGAUGAGAGGGUAGGGGAGGAUACACCCUUCCUGGGCAUUCAGAACCCCCUGGCAGCCAGUCUUGAGGCAGCACCUGCCUUCCGCCUGGCGGACAGCAGGACUAACCCAGCAGCCCGCUUCUCGACGCAGGAGGAAUUGCAGGCCAGGCUGUCUAGUGUAAUCGCUAACCAAGACCCUAUCGCUGUAUAAAACCGAAAUAAACACAUAGAUUCACCUGUAAAACUUUAUUUUAUAUAAUAAAGUAUUCCACCUUAAAUUAAACAAUUUAUUUUAUUUUAGCAGUUCUGCAAAUAGAAAACAGGAAAAAAAAACUUUUAUAAAUUAAAUAUAUGUAUGUAAAAAUGUGUUAUGUGCCAUAUGUAGCAAUUUUUUUACAGUAUUUCAAAACGAGAAAGAUAUCAAUGGUGCCUUUAUGUUCUGUUAUGUUGAGAGCAAGUUUUGUACAGUUACUGUGAUUGCUUUUCCACAGUAUUUCAGCAAAACCUCCCAUAUAUUCAGUUUUCGCUGGCUUCUCGUGCAUUGCAUUCUGAUGUUGAUGGGAUGUAUGAUUUGCAAGACUUGCAACUGUCCCUCCGUUUGCUUCUAGUAGCGCCCGAUCAGUACGUCUUGUAAUGGCACAUCCAUCGAAAUACUCUUCUCUUUUGUAUGAAGUUUUCUUUUGCUUUCAGUAUAUGAAACAAGUUGUGUCUCCUCUGCCAGCCAAAGGUUCGCUUCACUGGGCUCUGAGAUAAUAGUAGAUCCAACAGCAUGCUACUAUUAAUUACAGCAGGAAACUGCAUUAAGUAAUGUUAACUAUUAGGAAGAAAGUAAUAUUGUGAUUUAAAAAAAAAAACUAUAUUCUUAAUCAGAAGACAGCUCGCUCUCGCGAAAAUGAGCUACCAUUUGCUUUAUUUGGGUUUAUUUUUCUUGACAAAGAGCAACAGUUUGGGGGACUAGCAUAGAAAAUGGGUUCUGGCCUGCUUUUCGGGGUAAACCCAUUACCUUAGCAGAGGACUCCACCUCAGUUUCUGGGGGAAUGACACAGCAGGUCAUCUAGUUGAAAAUCAAACCGUGGCGGAGAAAGGUGCAAUCGUUCCUGACUUGGGUUUCUCGCUGACUCGGGAGCUGGCCAUUGGCUGUGUCUUAUCAGCUCAUGAACAGAUGUGUUACGGCACAAAAUGACCAUGAAAUGACGGCACACUCAGCAUUUUGUGUGAAAUACUUCUGCCGUGAAAUACGCCUGCCGUAUGCGGUGGUGACUAGACAUCCUAGAGAAAUAGGUCUGUUGUAGAGUGUUUAGAAGGAGUGAGUGUGUCUAGAAGGCUCAGGUGGGACUUGGGUGCGGUCUUAAAUAGUUAUGUUGCCCAUGUCUUUCUCCUCAUGAUUUUCCUCUUGUUUUUUCAAUGUUGCCUCAAUCAGGUCAUAACUAUGCAUGAACAUUUUUGUCAGGAAUGGCCAUUGUGCAUGUGAUUGUGACUGGCAAGAGCCUUCCACAAGUGAUGAUUCAUCAGGGAAUGUGGACGGUGUUGGGAAAUUGCACCUUUCCUUGCAGAAGUGACCCCCACCUGUGUCCUGGCCUCUCCAUCUGCAGCCUGUAUCAUCCAUCCCCCACCCCCUUUCUUAUCUUUUGCUUUACUGUCACGAAACAGGUAUGAAGAUGGGUCUGAGCUUCACCUGUUCUCUCUGACUGUAAGUCCAAGGAAGGCCUAUAGGCAUUAACAUUUGGAAUAAACGCUAAUUCAGGAAAAUAAGGGGAUUUUUAAAAAACGCAGCCCCCGUUUUACACCCUGCCCGACAUCUGUCAAAUCAGGCUAGAGCUUUACUUAGAUUCCCAGUGGCCUCCUGGGAUCCAUGGGGCAAAAUGGGAAAAAGGUCGGCAGGGGGGUGCAAAUACCAGGCGUGAAGUCACCGAGAGCAGCGUUUGCAGGUGAACUGGAUUUAGAUCUUCAUCAAAUUAGAUCUUCAUCAAAUGUCUGUGUUCAAAUUCUCGGGAGGAAGGGACGUGCAAGGAGGUCUUGGGAAAAUGUGGGUCGGACAGAGUCAUGUCAUUAAGCUCCUUUUAUGUUUCUACGACCCACAGAGAUAUCUGUCUGCAGGUCCGUGAAGUUACCCUGAGUAUCUGGUGUCCUGAACCGUCCUUCGUUACCCACAUGCCACUUUCUCUGUGCUCUGUGUGUCGGGCUGCCCGAGUUGCUCCGAUUUCCCCCUUCUGUAGAAAUGAGUAAGCUCCUGGCAGGGGGAAGAGGACAGUCCACCCGAAGAGGUCCUUUAAAUUAUGCUAAUAUUGCCUUUGAAGGCCUUGGCUCAUUCAGAGACUAUGUCAAUAAAGAAAUUUUUACCAUUAAUGGAAAGUCUAAAAUUUCUGUUGCAAAAAUCUUAGGGCAUUGGAGUCAUCCAAUGGCCCAUUGUGGAGAAUUUCUGGAAUAAAUGAAAUCUUCUGCUGAGAGGAAUCAACAUUUUCCUCACUAUAAAAAUUUCUGUAUACCUUUUCAGGUCACAAAUAUAUAGGGACAUUUAGGACAAGAGGACAUUUUCUUUCCAGCUUGAUUCUGGUCACUCAGAGAGGUGGCAUAUUUGCUGGGAUAGCCUUUCCUUCUGUAGAAGAAGUGUUUCCCCCUGGUAAGAAAGGCCAGCUGUCUCCUCAGGGCUACCUGCUGCCACUACCACCUUUGUGUUCCAAGGGACUGCUCUGUGGUGUUUAGUCACCACAUGGCUCUCAACCAUCCCUGUCUAGAAAUUCAGGUGGUGUGGUGGUAAUCCCAAGAAGGGGUGUAGACCCAAGCUCCCAGCCUGUGGCCAGCUUUCGGGGGUUUUCAGGGUGGAAAUCACCCAGAAGUUUGACAGCAACUGUGUUUCCUGGGUGUGAAAUCAUAUCCCACCAAGGGGUAGUGCAGUACAGGCGAAACUUCUUUUCUCACUCAAGAUUCCUUUUCCAUCCUAUUCGCCCUUCUUGCCUGGUAUGACUUGUUUUGUUUAUUUUUUUCAAGAGUGCCUGGACAGCCUCAGGCUUUCCACCAAAUGGCACUCUGCCCGAGUAUAAGUGAAUGUGUCCCAAACACCAACAGACCAUAUCUUCCUUGUUUAAGUGUGACUGUCUUGAUAGAGAUGGAGUUUAUCCAGGGUAACUUGCUCAUGAGUAUUCCUUUUUUUGGCCUGAGUUAAAAGGUGCAUGGAUCAUAGGGAUGAAAAUAAGGAAGGCCUGGUUUUAUCUUUUAGUACUAGCUCCAUUCCACCACCCACAAAGAUUUCUAUCUGCAGAGACCCGUGAAACACUGCAGAGAAAUGCAGGCAAAAGGAAACGGCCACAUUUCACGAGUUCUAUUAUAUAUUCUUUUGUAAAUACAUAUCGUACGUUACUUGGAUGUUUUCCUAAAUCAUUUACUGUCUUUAUGAGUUAAUAUCCAUUUCUUACUCUCUUGACUGACUGUGUAACAUUGUAAAUAACAUAAUGUCCUUUAUUAUUUAUAUUUAAGCAUCUAACAUAGAGUUGUUUUCAUAUAAGUUUAAGAUAAAUGUCAAAAAUAUAUGUUUUUUUUUCAUUUUUCUUUGCUUUAAAAUUAUGUAUCUUUUCCUUUUCUUUUUUUUUAAAGAAUAAUUUAUUGUUCAGGAGAAAGAAUGUAUAUGUAAUUGAAACUAUUUGAAGAAUGCACAUUUGAAGGCCCUGAGGUACUGAUAAACUAAAGAAUUUAUUAUCCAAAAUACUAA